AUGAACGUUGAACUUCAAGCAAAGUUUCGCGGGUCGAUUCUAACCCGCAGCUCUUUUAUGGAUUUCAUUAAUGCAGGCAAGCCUGUUUACAGCACUUUGACGAGCAAUCCCUCAACCCCGGACAUUGAGCCUCAUUCCAUUCAGCCCAUGACACCUCAGGUUGAGACUCCCAAGGAUAAGACUGAAGUUCGGGACACUUCAUUCUUCCACACCCAAGCUUCCUCUAUCGAGGCCAACAUCCAAUACGGCACUGUAGAGCCUACUACUCCCGAAUAUACUCUUGUUCUUGGCACCGAAGAUGAGUCUGUCACAAACCAGUCUCCUAGAGAGCCCCUAACGACCGACAACACUAUGGAUGACCAUACUACCACUCACCCUGCUCUUCACGAUGUCACUGUCCCUCAGAUCUUCGUUACGGCACCCACCACCUGUGAUUCCGGUUUAGCUGAGGCCGGGGUUUGUGAUUUCGAGCUUUCCGAUGAUGGCGAGGAGUUCGAAUUUUACGAUGAAUUCGAUGAGGACGUUAAUGGAUUUCCAACCCAAUACCUCACCCCGGAACCUUAUAUCACCAAGGACAUGGCCGCUCAGGCUAGAACCACUGAAAUUGAAAGUGUCGAAUUGGAAGUCACGGGCAUUGACACUGAUCCUGAAACCCAUGCCCAUACUCUCGACGACGAUUCUGUAUCCACAGAAACUAGCGAGAGCGUUUCUAAUGAGAGCGGGAAGCCUACGAUUUGCUUUGACGAGAGCGGAGAUCUCUACCUAAAGGUGGGACAAGACCCAGGACGGAUUAUGCUCGUCGAUUCCCGCGCCCUCAGCCGCGUGUCUCCUAGACUCAAGGAGAUCGUUUCCCGUAACCAGAAAGACACCAAAGAUGGCGGCGACUGGACUAUCGAGCUGCCGGAUGACGAUGCUGUCCCUUUCACAGUCCUUCUGAACAUGAUUCAUACACGUUUCGAGAAAGUGCCCGCCAAGGUAUCACUCAAGAAGCUGUAUGGGGCCUGUAUACUUACCAGCAAGUAUGAGAUGACGCAAGUCCUACGACCUGUGGCUGAACGCUGGUUCAAUGCCGUGGGUACCUCCACUGGAGACUAUGGGCUCUUUUUCAAGAAGGCAUAUAUCGCAUGGGAAUUGGGUUUCUCUGAGGAGCUCAGCGAUAUGGUCGGACAUGUUGUGCUCAACUGCUCGUUGGAUUUAGACGAUCAGCUCGUCAUUGGAGAGAACAAGGAGCGACUUUGCGACUUUGAAGGAUUCCAACGAAUUCCUAUUCUUGACUGUAUCACAGAACACCGCGAACUCGCUCUAGAAACUUGCUGGUAUAAGAGCCAGAAGCUGGGCGAACAAGUCCUCUAUAGCUCUGUCAAGGGACGUAUGUGCGGCGCUUCCCAUAGCCGAGAGGAAAUGUGUCUGAUGCUGGGCAAGAUGCUAAGCAAGGCUGGCGAAGAAGGAAUACUCGACCUUUUCCAUUUUGGGGGCAGUCUCGACGUAUUCCGGUCCUCGGAUCUAGACCUGAAGACCCUUGAGCACAAGAUUAGUCUCGUGGCUGAUUACAUCGACUUGUGUGGAUGGUGCCCUGCAGUACUCGAGACGGUCGAGGAGGUUAGGCAACAACUUCGAAGAGCCGCCGAUCCCCUCUACUUGAGCCAUCUUCGGGCUUUGCAAAUCCAAGCCGCCAAGGUUAGAAUGAUUCCUGGGGUCUCGGAUAAAGAGGAUGACGACGAGGAAUGA
Messenger RNA from Fusarium oxysporum Fo47, 1728 nucleotides. RefSeq lists its product as uncharacterized. The record is from RefSeq and is a predicted model, not a curated record. Bases 1 to 1728 code for a protein of 575 amino acids. NCBI's taxonomy places the organism in Eukaryota, Fungi, Ascomycota, Sordariomycetes, Hypocreales, Nectriaceae. The transcript is spliced from 2 exons.